AAAAGCUUCGGGAGCUCGCCCACUCUCACUCCCCGCACCAUUCCAUGAGCUCGGAUAAUAAUCCCCUCGAUCGAUCUCGUCCUCACCCUCUCCACCGAAACCCUAACGAAACCCUAAUCGCUCUCCGAAGCUCGGCUGCGGCGGCGGAGGAGGAGGGAGGGAUCCGAGCCCUCCUCUCGACCUUGGGGGCGCUCAUGGCGGCGGAGAUCCCGAUCGGCCGCGUCGCCCUCCGCCACCUCGUGCGGUUCCUCGCCGCCGUUCUCUACUUCCACUCCUCCGAGUACGCCCUCGCCGUCGCCUUCCAUGGCCGCUUCAACGUUUCCCCUGCUUCACUUCUGAUCAGCAAACAGUAUAUUGCUGCGAUGAGUUGUGCGGUGCUUGAAUAUGUGAUAGAGAUUCUUCUCUUUCCCUCCUUGAAGGAGUAUUGGUGGGUCAGCAAUUUCGGCAUCGUGAUGAUUAUCGUCGGGGAGAUCAUCCGUAAAGCUGCUGUUCUAACAGCCGGUCGUUCCUUCACACACACCAUCAGGAUUUAUUACGAAGAUCAUCAUGAGCUGAUUACUCAUGGAAUUUAUAGAUUCAUGCGGCAUCCUGGUUAUUGCGGCUUCUUCAUCUGGGCAACUGGAACCCAGGUUAUGCUCUGCAACCCGGUCUGCUUCAUCGCCUUCGUCUUGGUCUUAUGGAGAUUCUUCUCUAGACGGAUACCUUAUGAGGAGUAUUUCCUGAGGCAGUUCUUCGGACGCCAGUAUGUGGAAUACGCACGCAGAGUGCCGUCUGGCAUCCCUUUCGUAAGAUGAUAGUCUUGCUGAUUGUGUAAAAUAUUACCUGGCUCAACAAUGCGACAUGCAUGGGGUGGCUGCGUCAAUCCAUUGGCCAGAAGGGUUAUCAAACUUGCGCUCUUUAUGCAAAUUUGAUUACGAAGAAAUGGCGCCGCCAUGUGUAAAUUGAAGGAAUAAAGGACAUAGCAUUCCACUUGAUCAUUUGGUUGGCGCAACUGGAGAGCACUGCAAAUAACAGAGCCAUGGCCACAAAGAAAGAGAUGUAGCAUAUACUAUGCUUCAGGCUUAUUUGCAUUUGAUGCUUCAUAACUUUUAAACAAUUUGAUGUGUUUCAAAAAAAAUUGUAGGACAUUUUGGAGAUCUUUGAUCAAAUUAUCCCCGAGUUGGCCAUUUUAAUGUUUGGUACAAUGAUGUUGUUGAAAUGCCAGUGUAGAAUAUUGUAGAUCAGUUAGAUUUUUGUUCUGAUAAUAUUGUGAGUUCAUCAAUUGGUCAUUUGGAUUCAUCUGAUGCGCAAAAAGAUUUAGACAUUUGAAUAA
Molecule: messenger RNA, 1312 nt
Organism: Ananas comosus (pineapple)
Lineage: Eukaryota; Viridiplantae; Streptophyta; Magnoliopsida; Poales; Bromeliaceae
Product: probable protein-S-isoprenylcysteine O-methyltransferase
Exons: 5
Coding region: 45-794 (249 amino acids)
Biological process (GO): C-terminal protein methylation
Cellular component (GO): membrane; endoplasmic reticulum
Molecular function (GO): protein C-terminal S-isoprenylcysteine carboxyl O-methyltransferase activity
Source: RefSeq, a predicted model, not a curated record